Knipowitschia caucasica is the source of this 447-nucleotide messenger RNA. Lineage: Eukaryota; Metazoa; Chordata; Actinopteri; Gobiiformes; Gobiidae. The record is from the annotation of a GenBank genome assembly.
AUGACUCUGGAAGAAGUGCAGAUCCAGCCCGCCUCCCCCUGCGCUGCACAGGCGCUGGUUGACGUGUUGGACACUGCUAAAGACACCGACAGCCUGACCGUUGGCGUGUACGAGUGCGCUAAAGUGAUGAACCUAGACCCGGACAGCGUGUCCUUCUGCGUCCUGGCUGUGGAUGAGCAGUUUGAGUGGGACGUGGCUCUUCAGAUCCACUUCACUCUCAUCCAGUCCUUCUGCUUCGACAACGACAUCAGCAUCGUGCGCGUGAGCGACCGCCAGCGUCUGCAGGAGCUGGUGGGGCGCACAGAGGAGGACGCUCACUGCGUGCUGAUCAGCGGCCCGUGUGAAGGCGCAUGGGACGAGCCGUCUGUGGAGAAGCUGCGCAUGUUCUGUGAAGAGAGGCGCGCGCUCAACGACUGGGUUCCUGAGAUCAGUCUGCCCGAGCGCUGA